Molecule: messenger RNA, 1669 nt
Organism: Solanum stenotomum
Lineage: Eukaryota; Viridiplantae; Streptophyta; Magnoliopsida; Solanales; Solanaceae
Exons: 2
Coding region: 82-1293 (403 amino acids)
Source: RefSeq, a predicted model, not a curated record
AGGUUGAGAAAAUUCAGAAAUAGUAAGUCAUCUACUCCAGCUCGUCGUGUCUCAAAGAGACUUUCACGCCACAACCCAGAAAUGGUGACUGAUUUAAAUCUAGGUGAACGUGUUCUUCAAACUGUGGUUAACAAUUCAGCCUCGUCAGGCCUUCCCAUGAAUGUCUCGGGUGGGGAAUCUGCCCAGCAAACUGAUCUAGCAACUGGUGAUUCUGAUCAGCCCUCUCUAAGCAGAAAAGCUUCAUCACGAAAUGAUCCUUUAAAAGUUGUGAAGUGUCUCUCAGAGGGACAAGCGUUUAACGAGCAAAAUGAAGAGAGAAUAUUGCAAGAUUCUCAGCCAGCUGGAAUAUCAUAUGAAAGAGGAAAGGUUCACUUGGAACAGCAUGCGCUUAACGAAAGGCCUACAGCAAAGCUGGCAAAAGAAGAACAAGAUGGUCAGAAUAGAUUAUUGAACAAUUCUCAAUUAGCUGAAUCAGCAUCAGGAAGAAGGGUAUUCCCUGCAGAGGACCGGUCUGUCUCAGAAAGGUCUACCGUAGAACAGGUCAGUGAAAAACGAAAUGGUGAGUACAAGCAAUGGCAAUAUUCACAACUAGCUGAACCAUCAUGGAGAAGUGUGGAUCUUAAUGUGGAAAACCAGCAAUGGCAAGAUGUACAACUAGCUCCAUCACAUAGAUUUGUGGAUCUUAAUAUGGAAAACCAACAAUGGCAAGAUUCACAACUACCUGAAUCAUCACACAGAAAUCUGGAUCUUAAUGUUGAAAGCCAGCCUGUUAAAGAAAAGCAAACAGGAGAGCUGGUAACUGAGAAUCAAGAAGAACAGAACAGAAGAUUGCAUGCGCAACUAGCUUCUUAUCCAUUUGGGGACUAUUGGUCAGACCCAUGCAUGGAAUUUGCAUUCAAGACCCUUACAGGUGCACUACCAGUAGAAGAUACCCUGGCCUUUCAGGGAUCUACCCAUCAAGAAUACAAUACUUCCUACACCCAGGCUGAUGAUGGGUGCUAUGAACUGCCAUUAUUCAACACUUCCAGUUUUUACUUGAAUGAUGCUCCAAACCACUGUGCUCCAUCGGAGGAGCACGUUGUCAAAGAGCAACCGCCACUAAAUCAAACCUUUUUGCCUACUGGUAAUAAUAGCAUACCAGGUCACAGUAGUGUUGUUUCUCAAAAUCCAGGUUUGACCUAUUUGCCCAAUGGGAAUAACAGCAUACCAGGUUGCAGUAGUGUUGUUUCUCAAAAUCCAGGUCUGAAUCCCCAGGUAAAGGACUAUCAAUCUAAAUUUAAAUCUCACAGGUGAAUGAGAGCACAUAGAGAGAGGAGAAGUGUUAGGUGUAUUGAUGGAUCAACUAAUAACACGAUGCUGCUCCUGUGAAUGCAUUUUUAUGCAGCUAUAUCCUCUGAUUGUAACAUUUUCUGAUGCGAUUUCUGGAGUUUGGGGUAUCUAUAAUUGGUUGAAGAUUGACCACAGGUGAUGCUUCAUCAAUUGUCUGGAGGUGACAGAUAAAAUUGGUUUAUUCGAACCAGAUAGCUGGUCGAAAUGUAGCUUUAACUUUCGGAAUGCUUAGAUCCCACAAUCCGUUGGAGUUUAGAUGAUCUGUUUCAAAAAGACAAUUGUUUGCUAUAUGUAUUCUGCAUAAUUAAGGUUGGAUCUCUAAGCUUUUAUAACACGUAAA